Drosophila busckii is the source of this 1306-nucleotide messenger RNA. RefSeq names its product annexin B10 (gene AnxB10). Gene Ontology annotation, molecular function: calcium ion binding; calcium-dependent phospholipid binding. The record is from RefSeq and is a predicted model, not a curated record. Gene Ontology annotation, cellular component: cytoplasm. Lineage: Eukaryota; Metazoa; Arthropoda; Insecta; Diptera; Drosophilidae. The coding region runs from base 178 to 1173 and encodes 331 amino acids. The transcript has 5 exons.
GAGAGAGGAGAGACAACAAGAGUGGCGAAUGCAAAAUCGAGAAAGUGUUGUCGUCAUUCGUGUGUCAGCAGCAGAAGAGAAAAGUCGCAAAAUAGCAAAAGCGCAACAAAUCUGAACAAACAUCGAAUUUAACUAGACAAAUCAGGGUAGUGUUUUCCAUAGAAGUACAUUGCAGUUAUGAUGGAAUAUAAGCCUGUCCCCACCGUAGUGCCACGCACCAAUUUCGAUGCCGCCGCCGAUAGCCAGGAGCUGCGCGCUGCUAUGCGUGGGCUGGGCACAGAUGAGCAGCAGAUCAUUGAUGUGCUCAGCACGCGCAACAAUGCCCAACGUCAGCAGAUUGCCGCUGCCUAUGCCGCGGAGUUCGAACGCGAUUUGAUUGAGGAUCUGAAGGGUGAGCUGGGUGGCAAGUUUGAGGAUGUUAUAGUGGCAUUGAUGGCACCACCCAUUGAGUAUUUGUGCACUCAGCUGCGCGCGGCCAUGGCAGGCAUGGGCACCCAGGAGGGCACGCUGGUGGAAAUACUCUGUACCAAGAACAGCGAGGAAAUGCAGCAAAUUGUGCAGGCCUAUGAGGAGCAAUACCAGCGCCCGCUGGCCGAGCAAAUGUGCAGCGAGACCUCGGGCUAUUUCAGGCGUCUGCUUACAUUGAUUGUCACCGGCGUGCGUGAUGACCUGGACACGCCUAUCGAUGAGCAGCUGGCCCGGGAGCAGGCAGCGCAGCUUUAUGCUGCAGGCGAGGCGAAGCUCGGCACCGACGAGGAGGUCUUCAAUCGCAUUAUGGCGCAUGCUAGCUUUCCCCAGCUACGACUCGUCUUCGAGGCGUACAAGGAGCUGUCGGGCCAGACCAUGGAGCAGGCCAUUAAGCAUGAAAUGGACGAUGAGCUGCAUGAGGCCAUGAUGGCCAUUGUUGAGUGCGUCCAAUCGCCGGCAGCUUUCUUUGCCAAUCGCUUGUACAAGGCUAUGAAUGGAGCCGGCACGGACGAUGCAACUCUCAUACGCAUCAUUGUUUGCCGCUCGGAGAUCGACUUGGAGUCCAUAAAGCGGGAGUUCGAGCGCAUUUACAAUCGUACGCUGCACAGCGCUAUCGCGGACGUAAGUAUGAGCUUACGCGAAUGGCUGUCGGAGACCUCUGGCGACUAUAAGCGCGCCUUGACGGCCUUGCUGGGCGGCGCUUAAGAGGCUUGCACAUAUAAAAUCAGUAUAAAUUUAAAUGUUUAAACGCUUUUAUUGUAGGUAUUGGUAGUGCUUUUAGAGAUUCCGAAUUCGCACAGUUUGUAACCAAAAAUAAAUAAUACUAUCCUGAACGUAA